Rotaria socialis is the source of this 3204-nucleotide messenger RNA. The record is from the annotation of a GenBank genome assembly. NCBI's taxonomy places the organism in Eukaryota, Metazoa, Rotifera, Eurotatoria, Philodinida, Philodinidae.
AUGCAGAUUAUUCAAUUUUUAUUACUAUUUCUCUUGUAUUUGAAACCAAUUUAUACAGCAAUUCAACGAUUGACACCAAUUUCAUUAAAUGAACAAAGCUCCAUUGGUACAUCUAUCUAUGAUUUAAGUCGUGUUUACUCAUCCUCAUCAAAUUUAUAUAAAUUUUCUUUUCUAUCCGAUUCAAGUCCACACAAUUCAUUUUUUAUUAUUGAUUCUCUAACAGGACGUAUAUCUAUAAAACGUAUGAUCGAUCGCGAAGAAUUAUGUCAAACACAUAUAUGCAAUUGUGAACGAUGCAUAUUAACAUUAGAAAUAAUAGCAUCAUCUCAAUCGAUUGAUAUAUUAUCAUUAGAUAUCACCAUUAUAAAUAUAAACGAUAAUCAACCCCUAUUUCCUAUAUCAAUAUUUCAUAUAAGAUUAUCAGAAAAUACCGACAUUGGUUAUAUAUCAUCGUUUCCAUCGGCAGCCGAUCUUGAUUUUCAAGAUCGUCUUGAAUAUCGUAUUCUAGCAUUUAAUGAAUCGAGUGAUCAAGAUCUAUUUGAAACAUUUUCUCUUGUUAAUUUACAUACAGAAAAUCAACUUGGCUUACGUCUAUUAAAAUCGCUCGAUCGUGAAAAACGAACUAUCUAUAAAAUGAGAAUUUCUGCUAGCGACGGUGAACUUACAGGACAAUUAUUACUCGAUGUUCAUAUACUUGAUUCGAAUGAUAAUGUUCCUAAAUUUGAACAUGAACAAUAUUAUCUGAAAUUAUAUGAAAAUACUCCUAUGAGCACCGAUAUUCUUCAUAUACAUGCUUAUGAUAAUGAUGAAGGUUUAAAUGCUUUAAUUAAUUAUACGAUCAUAACAAAUCAUCCCUUAGAAACAUUUCCAUUUGAAAUCAAUGCAACCACAGGUAUUAUUAAAUUAAUUCAUUUAUUAGAUUAUGAACAAGAAACAACGUAUCGUUUUAAUGUUCGUGCACGUGAUAAUGGACCUGAUGCUAUUAAUGUUUAUACACAAAUACAAGUCGAUAUACUUGAUGUGAACGAUUGUCCGCCUGAUAUUGAUUUUAUUCUACCAGAUAUUGAUCCAAAUAAAAUCGAUCCACGAAAAUAUAUGUUUUAUAUUGAUGAAGAACAAAACAUCAAUACACGUUUAUUUCAUUUAAGUGUCAACGAUAAAGAUUCAAUGAAUGAUAAAAUAGAAUUAAAACUAUUAACAUAUACAAAUCUAUUUCAAUUAAAUGAACAAUACAAUGAUUUAUACAGUUUGUCAGUUAUAGGCCGACUUGAUCGUGAACAACAAGAACAAUAUCGUUUAACAUUCGAAGCACGAGAUCAAGGUGCUAGACCAUCAUUAAUAACUCAAAAAGAUAUAACCAUUGUUCUACUCGAUAUAAAUGAUUCACCACCCUUACUUGAUCGUUAUCCAUCUCCAAUAAAUAUCAAUGAAAACAAUCCACCGAAUAUUAAACUUGUUCAAUUUCAUGCGCAAGAUUUCGAUGCACCAAAUUCGUCAAAUAGUCUUUUAACUUAUUCUCUUAUUUCAUCGAAUAAUUCACGAUUAUUUCAUAUAGAUCCACUAACUGGUAUAUUUUCUGUAGGAAAAAAUAUAUCGUUCGAUUAUGAAUCUCAAUCGAAAUAUAAUUUAAUAUUAAAUAUAAGUGAUCAUGGAAAAAAUCCUAAACAUCUUGAAACUCUACAUUCAUUUGUUGUCUAUAUAAAUGAUAUCAAUGAUAAUAAACCAAAAUUUCAACAAGAUUCGUAUUCAUUUCGUGUACAAGAAAAUAUUCCUAUUGGAACAUUGAUUGGUCAAAUAACAGCAUCAGAUCUGGAUACUAAUACAACUAUACAUUAUGAAUUAACAUGUAUUGAUGAUCAAGAUGUAUUUGAAAUAAAUCUAUUGAAUGGUCAAUUACGAACAAAAGCCAUACUUGAUUAUGAAAAUCAUCCUCUACAUCGUUUAUAUGUCACUGCCAAAGAUAAUGAUUAUCUUCAUUCAGAUCGUGUCACUGUCGUCAUUGAACUCAUUGAUAUUAAUGAUAAUACACCUAUUAUUGAACCAUUAUCAGCUAUUUAUAUUCCAAGUGAAUUAUUAGAAACAAGCCAAUCGAAAUCAAUUACAAUUACAAAUAUCAAUGCUCACGAUCGAGACUCUGGUAUGAAUGGAAAUUUAACAUAUACAAUUAUUGAUGGAAAUCAAAAUGAUUAUUUUCAAAUAAAUUCGUUAAAUGGAACCAUUUAUGCUCAAUCGAAUAGUUUACGUCAGGGACAUCAUCGUCUCACGGUAAAAGUAUGUGAUCAAAACGAAUUAAUUCCAAAAUGUUCAACCAUAGAUAUUAAUAUUAAAGUUGGAGAAUAUAUUAAUAAAUUAUUUUAUACAGCAUCAAUAAAUUCUCAACCAUUAAUAGAUAAAAUUCAAGGAAAAGAACAUACAUUAGACUAUGAAACUAUUUUAACACGUGAAAUUAUUAUUGUCGUUAUCGUAUCGACUAUUUUGACAUUAGUAUUUAGUAUAACAAUGGGCAUUUUAAUUGCUGUCUUUUGUAAACAAAAACGUUGUAAACAUUUAAAUCGAUCGUCAUUAACUAAACCUUGUGAAUUACUUCAAUCAACUGAUGCUGAUAAACUUCUUACAACAACGGCAACAAUACAAUCGAAUAAAUUGAAUGGACAUCAUCAUCUUGAACCUUAUGAUGAUAUAAAACGUUUAGCUGGCGGUGGUGGAAGUUCAGAAGAUAGUUGUUACGGAAGUAAUGAUUUAUCUCGAUCAAGUUCAAGUGCACAUGGUGUUGCACGUCCUCUUCUUACAGCACAACAUCGAUCAUCAAGUUUAAGUUCAACAAGUGUUGAUUAUGCUGUACCAACACAACGACAUCAAUCGUCAACAAAUAAUAAAUCAGCAACAAUGGUUGUUGUCGGUAUUCAUCAAUCGAUUAGUAAUGUUGUUGAUGAUAAUAAUAUUCAACAGCAAUGUCAUCCUUUGAAAACAUUUCAUUCGCCUGCAACAUCAUCAUCAUUAUCAAAUCAUUAUAAUUUAAAAAAGACUGUACAAGCAUUUACAAGAAGACCAGUAGCAGAUUUACAAUCGACCUAUUUGACAUAUGAUUCAAUUGAUGUACCACCACCGCCACCACCUGCGAAUUCCAAUAUGCUCUAUCCCAAUCAUUCAUCUGCAGCAUGUUCAUCAACUGGCAGUUCAACAUCGAGAGAAUACAGUAUUUGA